Messenger RNA from Lachnellula hyalina, 1077 nucleotides. It is a transcript of the gene lovC, whose product is annotated as Enoyl reductase. Bases 1 to 1077 code for a protein of 358 amino acids. The record is from RefSeq and is a predicted model, not a curated record. Lineage: Eukaryota; Fungi; Ascomycota; Leotiomycetes; Helotiales; Lachnaceae. Gene Ontology annotation, molecular function: oxidoreductase activity, acting on NAD(P)H. The transcript is spliced from 4 exons.
AUGUCUACCCACUCAGCAGUUGUUACCGCCUCAGUCCGCGGACCCCUUGAAGUCAUUCAAGUCCCUACGAUCAAACCUUCGACAGGUGAACUCCUUGUCAAGGUAGAAUGGACGGCUUCUACACCCCUAGAUCUCCACCAGAAUGAUAGCGGGCUUCUCGUGCAGCAUCCACAGAUACUGGGGGGCAACAUCGCCGGGACAGUCGUAGAACUUGGUCCGGAGGUGAAGAAUCUCAAGCUCGGAGACAAGGUAUUCGGAUUCGCAUGGAGAGAGCAGAAAGAAAAAGCACACCAGGAGUUAGCUACUGUCCCAGAGUAUCUCCUCGGAAAAAUCCCAUCCAAUGUCACCCCGCAAGCAGCAGUAACGCUCGCCGACAACUUCGUCACAGUCUUCCACGCCAUCACCACCGACCUCCGCCUUCCCCUCCCCUGGCCCCGCCCCACCGCAGCACCCGAACACGCACACUCCCCCAUCCUGAUCUGGGGCGGUGCUUCGUCCGUCGGGCAAUACGCCCUCCAGAUCCUAAAGUACUACAAUUACACCAACCUCCUGACCACCGCCUCCCCGCACCACCACGAGUUCCUGAAAUCGCUCGGCGCGAAAGCCGUCUUCGAUUACCGCCAGCCCGAUGCGCCGGCCCAGAUCCUCGCCACGGCCGGAGCUGGCGGUGUGCCGUUCAUUCUGGACUGUAUAGGAUCUCAGAGCGGGAGUCUAGCGCCGCUGGCGAAGAUCGCGGGUGAGGGGAGUAGAGUUGCUGUUUUACUGCCGGUUAUUGUGCGCGAUGCGACUGAGACCGAGGCGCCCGAGUAUGCGAUGGAUGUUAGGGCUUCCGCGGCGUGGAAAGAGGGCGUCGAUACUAGGGGUGUCAGAACGCAUUUCUAUCUUGAGAAUGAGUUUUUCAAGGAGAAGCUCCAGAGCGAGAUCAUGCCUACACUACUUGAGCAAGGCAUCAUCAAGCCGAAUAAGUAUCGGAUUAUCGAGGGUAAAACACUGGUUGAGAGGGCACAGGGUGCUAUGGAUGCGCUAAGGCGGAAGGAGGCGAGUGGGGAGAGGUUUGUAUGGAGGAUUUCUGAAUAG